AUCUGUCGUGGUUUUAUAAUUUGAAUUAUGAAUUGAACUAACAUGCGCUUUCGUGUUGUAGUUCCCUAACCUUGAAAAUGUUGAAGUGUUUGUGAUAGCUGUGAUAGCACAGAUUAUUGGCGAGAAAGUUUGGUUUGAUCACAGAGUUUGAUAAGUUUGUGAUGUCAGUGCAGAAUAAUAAUAAUGUCUGAGUUCUCUGAGUGUGACUCUGGAGGGAAAAGACUUAGUCAAACAAAAAUCAGCUCCUACUUUACAGGCUGUGUAAAGCGAAUCCCAACAGACCCCCCUUUUAAGAAAAAACGUAGCCGCCGAACAAUGUCUGUCGCAUCUUUUGCUGGCCCCAAAGACACUGCAACAGAGUCGGUUUCAAACACAUCAAGAAAAAGAAAUAGUCCGUCUAUAAGGAUCUCGAAGAGGAAAUUAAAAGCACCGAUCAACUCAGAUGAUGAAGGUGAUUUGGAAAGUAAUCACAGUCAAAGUACAUUAAAGGAAAACAAUGGUGAGUUAUUACCCUUUUACACCGGAACCUCAGCUCCUAUUACAGUUCAACUAUCUUUAAAUAAACCCACGUCUCUUGCAUGUUCAAUAAAUAUUACGACUUCAGCUCCUCUGAAUUCACCACCAAGAGGCGUUCUAACACCGCCAUUCGUGAAUUCACCACCAAAAGGUGUUUUAACACCGCCAUCCGAAAAUCUUCCUUCUCCAAACACUUCAUCCAACAAAAAUGUAUCUCCAAAGCAAACACCAAAGAAACGACUUUUUGACGAAAGUAACAAAACAAACACUCCUAGUACAAGUAAAAUCUGCGUUCUAGAAAAUAGAGUGAUAGUGACGUCUCCUGUUAAAAAAUCACCAAAGAAUGAAGUUAAAGACGAAACGAAAAAACUCAACUAUGAUGUGCUAAAAGUGAUGAGGGAAUUCUUCAUCAAUGUUCUGAAAUAUAGCCACUUGAAGUGCCUGUUGAGCAAGAGUGAUCAAGACAUGCUUUAUAAUUUUUAUAACAUAGAGAAGGACUACCAAUACACGUGUGUAAAACUGUUUUUGUGGAAACAACAGUGGUACAAUAUUUUUAAAUAUGUGGGCGGAAUCGGGUUAAAAAUGGGCGAUAAUGAUGUGACUGCCAUGUACAAGUGUUUAGAAGAGAAACAUUUUGUUGAUACGAAUUAUAUGGCUGAAGACACAGUCACUCUAUUAAAUCUGUUGAGUGUAGCGGAUCUGCGAGCUAUUUUAGCCCAGUUUAAACUACCCACUGCUGGGCCCAGAGAGUCUCUGAUUGAUAAACUACUGAGAAAUUGUAAAACUCAAGUGACCCUCACUUGUACGAAAAGCACAGAAGACCUGCUUCGAGAACGGAUCAAGGAGAGAAUGGGAUAUUGUGUCAGACUCUCUACAAAUCUCAACCGUUGCCUGCGCUACGUUUUUCUGUUAAAUACAUUCACUAAUUUUAGUUUGACUGUGCCACAAGAUUAUUUUAAAAACGUUACGUACUUCAACACUGUGUUCCCCUCCUGCAAAGUUGAGACUUUUCAUAUUUUUUAUACGCCGGGAGAGUUUUCAAAGUAUGCAGACGCCGUUGAUUUAAACAGAGAGUUGGAGGAAGCUAUUGAGAAAAAGAACAAUCCAAAUAUUUUAGUACUGUGUCAAAGGGCAUUUAACUUGCUGAAACAAGCGAACGAGGAAGCCAAAAAUGACAUGAGGGAGCCACAUUUGGAGCGUUUUACUCCAAACGCCCAAUACAUUCGUAUCAUAACACAAGGCCUGAAACACAUCAAACGGCACAAUUUCGGUGAGGUUCAAAUUUGGUUGGAAUACCUCAUCACACAGAAAUAUUGCAAACAUAAACGUGGUGACUGGUACUGCGAGCUGGCAUUGAUUUAUACUGAAUAUUUAAAAGAUUACGAAAAGGCCGCAAAAUUAAUAAUAAAAGCGUUCAAGGAAGAGAAAGAAUUUCUGACCGACAUACAAUUGCAAGCACUUGCACACAGAGGUAGGCUUACAAAUAGGAAAACCUACAAAUUGCCCUCGUUGUACCAUGACGAAAUAGCUGCCUUGUCACCACCUGCGUGCGACCGUGAUUGGCCCCAAGAGGUCUUGGACUGCGAAUCGUUGAAAAGCCAAAAAUCUGGCCAGAAGCGGAAAUAUGUCCACCGCUGCGCCAACGGCGAUGUCGAGUAUUUGUCUGUUGAGCAAAAGGCUCUGAAGCACUACGAGACGAUGGGCUUUCCUAGCGGUUUACACUGCGAGGGUAGCGUGAUAAUUGCGGCCUUCUAUCUGCUAUUCUGGGACAUCAUUUAUGAGGAAUACGUGCGUGGAACAUUUAUUUCAAGCGUACAAAGUGCCCCCUUGGACAUGCAUACGCCCUACUUUUACAAGAACAGAGAACGCUCGAUUCAAAAGCGACUGGACGAGAUUCGAGACAAGUGGAAGAACAUUGAAUUAAGGACGAAGUUAUCGCGCGCUUGGGACUUACAUUCGCACGAAAAUUCUGUGAUUGAGGCCGCGGUGCCUAAAUCUGACCAUAUUUUUGAUGUGAUAAUGUGCAUUGGGCGACCUGUGCUCGCUAAAAUUUUCGAAAGACUGGUGCAAAAUUUUAAGGUUUACCAAAGUGGGUUUCCCGACUUGAUUGUGUGGAAUGUUGAGGAGGGAAGGGCGAAAUUUGUCGAAGUUAAGGGGGAAAAUGAUAAACUCUCAAUUAAGCAGAAGUUGUGGUUGAACUAUUUGUGUGAUAGCGGGGCUUCUGUGGAAGUUUGUAGAGUUGAACCCAAAGCCACGAAAAAACAGUUUAAGAGAAGUGUCGCCGCAGCGUGCCAUUAGAUAUUAAAGACUUAUAUUUUUAUACGUUCUUAUACCGAUUUAUUAUGUAAUUUAUCUUAAGUGUAUUUUAUGUUUUUGAGUUUUGAGAAUUAACGUAUUUGUUAUUUUUUAAUAAAGAAUUGUUGAACU
Messenger RNA from Tribolium castaneum (red flour beetle), 2943 nucleotides. RefSeq names its product fanconi-associated nuclease 1. Gene Ontology annotation, cellular component: nucleus. The transcript has 7 exons. Gene Ontology annotation, biological process: interstrand cross-link repair. The record is from RefSeq and is a predicted model, not a curated record. Gene Ontology annotation, molecular function: 5'-3' exonuclease activity; 5'-flap endonuclease activity; flap-structured DNA binding. Bases 184 to 2814 code for a protein of 876 amino acids. Lineage: Eukaryota; Metazoa; Arthropoda; Insecta; Coleoptera; Tenebrionidae.